CGUCCUCGUGCCAAGGACUAUGACGAAGAUGUUAAGCAGAUACUGACCAUCGCCGCACAGAUUUUCCGGUGCCAUGUAUCUACGAUCAACGCAUUCCCGGAGAACUCGCUGGAGAUGCAAUGGGCGCACCUCGCUUGGGGUAGGGCGUGCAGAGAGCUCGGGAUUCAGCUUGCAGCAAGCCCGAGUCUCACCAGGAUAAUCACUGCGCGCACAUUUCAAUGCCGCAGCGAGCUCAAGUCAAAGAUCAAGUCCCUUGUCGAGAGUUCAUAUGGCUUCAGCAAAACGUCCGCGCCUGAAGCGAUCCUUCAGAAUCGUGUCCGAGCGGAGAACCUCAAGUUCGAGUCGGCAUAUGUGUAUGAAGAACCUGCUCUCGGGCAACGUAGCCAUGCCGAACGAAAGGGGAUAUAUCGAAACCCGAUCAUCCAGAAAGCUGUAAAUGCCAUGUGGUUUGUGAACAAGAACGACGAAGGCGUCGUGUACCGCGACUUCUUUGAACCGUUCGCCAUAGAAGCAUUGGCGUUCGUCCUCACAGCUAUUCACUGUGGCAUUGACGAGUGGGGGACUGGCGUACGAAGGGACAUCCAGUUCACUGUAAAGGACUACGAAUCGAUCUAUGAGACCCACCUCAGGAAUCUCGACAACUUCGACAAUCUAUGUGAGGAUGCUCACGAAGUUCUACUUGAUCUUCGUAAAGCAUUGCAUCGUGAAGCACGGUAUAGUCAUACAUGUCUACUGUGGAGUACAUAUACUGAUACCUGUAUAGAUUCCAAUCUGGUGCCGAGAAUGUCGAUGCUCACCUCAGGCUGA
Molecule: messenger RNA, 807 nt
Organism: Fomitopsis serialis
Lineage: Eukaryota; Fungi; Basidiomycota; Agaricomycetes; Polyporales; Fomitopsidaceae
Exons: 4
Source: RefSeq, a predicted model, not a curated record